Microcebus murinus (gray mouse lemur) is the source of this 5284-nucleotide messenger RNA. The record is from RefSeq and is a predicted model, not a curated record. NCBI's taxonomy places the organism in Eukaryota, Metazoa, Chordata, Mammalia, Primates, Cheirogaleidae.
UUUUAAUAUAAUAGGCAUAUGUAUAAGUAGACAUGUGUGUAUAUAUAUGCCUUACACAUAAAUGUUACCUUCUUAUAUAGUUACACUAAUAACAAUUUGUAUUGCAUCAAGUUCCCUGGAGCACUAUGCACUAGAAAGGUUCAGCCACACAUCCUGUCUUUCCCAUUGGAGCUUAGGGUUUUCCUCAGAGACACUUCCCUGGUAACAUGUCCCUGAUUUCAUCCUGGACUGUGCCACCUCAGGUUUCUGGUGGGGUCUAGACCCUGCUGGCUUCUUGCCAUAGCAGCUUUGUCCUGUUGAGAACACGUGCCUGACACUACUGUGCUCUCCAAGGACAGAGCCGCAGUCCUGCUUUUUCCUCCCAGGACUCAGCCCUGGUUCCUGGCAUGUAUGCACCAUGCCGUGGAUGUUAUGGCCUCUCAUUCGUUCCCUAGACAACCUCCUGUCCUCUAGUGGGACAAGGGCUCUGUCUAUGUUCAGCUCCUGGAUUUCAUCACCUUUUCUCAUUCCAGUUUUAGCCUCUGGUGAGCAGUUCUUUGUGCAGACCCUGGGCUUCUUAGCAAACCAUCUCCGGUCACCCUGUACCUGUAGGGCCUUUGCAUCUGGUGAAGCAUGUGGAACCAGCCCUUCCUGGUCCCCCCACCCCCACCUUCCUAGGACCCUUUCCAAUGGAGCCCUGCCCCUGAGGCUGGGGCCACCUCUGCCUCAGGAUGUCACCCCACCUGCACUCCACUGUUGCACUUCUCUUUCAGGCCUCCCUCUCAGCUGCAGCCCUCCUGCUGACAUUCCUGAAUUGUUCCCAGGUUCCCUGCUGAUGGAGGGAGCUGGCCUUAUGAGGUGGGGAGGGUACAGCAGCUGGAGAGAGCUGGCCCAGGCUCUGGCCAGCAGGAAUAUUCCAGCUGUGGAUCCCAACCUCCAGUUCUACCAUCCCCAGAGGCUGAGACUUGAGGACCAAGCAGUCGGCCCAGGUGGAGGCAGUAACAGCAGCUACUUGAAGCAGAACAAGCCUGUGCCCUGGCUCUCGGAGUUCCGGGGUCGGGCCAACCUGCACGUGUUUGAAGACUGGUGUGGCAGCUCCAUCCAGCAGCUCAGGAGGAACCUGCACUUCCCACUGUACCCCCACGUCCGCACUACCCUGAGGAAGCUGGCCGUGUCCCCCAAAUGGACCAACUAUGGCCUCCGCAUCUUUGGUUACCUGCACCCUUUCACCGAUGGGACAAUCCAGUUUGCCAUCGCUGCAGACGACAAUGCCGAAUUCUGGCUGAGCCGUGAUGACCAAGUCUCCGGCCUCCAGCUGCUGGCCAGCGUGGGCAAGACUGGAAAGGAGUGGACAGCGCCUGGAGAGUUUGGCAAAUUUCGGAGUCAGAUUUCCAGGCCAGUGAGCCUGUCAGCCUCCCACAGGUACUACUUCGAGGUGCUGCACAAGCAGAACGAGGAGGGCACGGACCACGUGGAGGUCGCGUGGCGACGUAAUGACCCUGGAGCCACGUUCGCCAUCAUCGACUCCCCGUCACUGUCCCUGUUCCUGAAUGAGACCGCCCUGAGGAUGGACGAGGUGGGCCACAUCCCUCAGACGGCGGCCAGCCACGUGGGCUCCUCGGACUCUCGCGCCAGGGACGAGCAGCCACCCGCCGACAUGCUGCGGCCAGACCCACGGGACACCCUCUAUCGAGUGCCUCUGAUCCCCAAGCCUCAGCUCCGCCACGUCCUGCCCGACUGUCCCUACAAACCCAGCUACCUAGUGGAGGGGCUCCCUCUGCAGCGCUACCAGGGACUCCGGUUUGUUCAUCUGUCCUUUGUCUACCCCAAUGACUACACCCGCCUGAGCCACAUGGAGACCCACAAUAAAUGCUUCUACCGGGAAAAUGCCUACUACCAGGACAGGUUCAGCUUUCAGGAGUACAUCAAGGUUGACCAGCCUGAGCAGCAGGGGCCGGAGCAGCCAGGUUUUGAGGUGGGCCUUCUAGAAGAGUCCCAGUAUGGAGAAGUGGUAGAGGAGACCCCCGCCUCCAACGACCAGAACAUGCUGGAGGGAAAACAAAUGUCUACCCCUCCCCCUGGGCAGGACGUCACUGACCACCGCCUCGGGAGCCUGCGGAAACUGCUGGCUCAGCCCGGGGAGGGCCUGCUGGCGCCCUUUUCCAAGCACAGCUCCACGGCUCUCUUCCCAGUGAGGACCAGCGAUGUCGCAGUCCAGCAUCCGGAGAAGAGGAAGAGGAAAGCCAGCCCUGAGCCCAGCCAGGGUUCACCUCAUUCUGACACGUGGACUCCUCCGCGCCCAGCAGGGAACCCGCCUCCAAUGGAGAGGCCCAGGCCCCCGGGCGAUGGCCGCGGGAAGACUCUCCAGCGGUCGCAGUGGCUGAACCAAGUGGAGUCAUACAUUGCGGAGCAGAGAAGGGGUGACAGGAUGGAGCCCCAGGCCCCCAGGAGGAUGUGGCGGGGGGAGGAGGAAGUGGUGGCAGCUGCAGGACAGGAAGGACAAGUGGAGGGAGAGGAAGAGGGGGAAGAAGAGGAAGAAGAAGAGGAUUUGAAUGAGGUAUUCGAGUAUGUACCUCUGUUUGACCCAGUGGUAAACUGGGACCAGACAUUUAGCUCCCGGAAUCUCGACUUCCAAGCCCUGAGGACUGACUGGAUCGACCUGAACUGCAACACAUCUGGCAACCUGCUGCUUCCAGAGCGGGAGGCUCUCGAGGUUGCGAGGGUCUUCUUGAAGAAGCUUAGCCACAGGAGCCGGGGGAGGUACCAACUACAGCGCAUUGUGAAUGUGGAGAAGCGUCAGGACCAGCUACGUGGGGGUCGCUACCUCUUGGAGCUUGAACUGCUAGAACAAGGCCAACGCCUGGUGCGGCUCUCUGAAUAUGUGUCUACACGAGACUGGCAGGGCAUCAAUCCAGCUGGCAGGGAGGAGGCUGAGGCCCGGAACCUGCAAGGCCUGGUCUGGGGCCCACACAAGCAUCGGAGACGCGUUCUGGAUGUCCAGACCUCAGAGCCCAAGCUGUGCUGGCCCCAGGGUUUCUCGUGGAAUCACAGAGCCGUAGUCCACUUCAUUGUGCCUGUGAAGAACCAGGCACGCUGGGUGCAGCAAUUCAUCAGAGACAUGGAAAACCUGUUCCAGGUCACUGGCGACCCACACUUCAACAUCAUCAUCAUUGACUAUAGCAGUCAGGACAUGGAUGUCGAGAUGGCGCUGAAGAGGUCCAAGCUGCAGAGCUACCAGUACACGAAGCUAAAUGGAAACUUUGAACGCUCGGCUGGACUUCAGGCUGGCAUAGACCUGGUGAAGGACCCGCACAGCAUCGCCUUUCUCUGUGACCUCCACAUCCACUUCCCUGCGGGAGUGGUCGACGCCGUCCGGAAGCACUGUGUGGAGGGCAAGAUGGCCUUCGCCCCCAUGGUGAUGAGGCUGCAUUGUGGGGCCACCCCCCAGCGGCCUGAGGGCUACUGGGAGGUGAAUGGGUUUGGGCUGCUCGGCAUCUACAAGUCAGACCUGGACAAGAUCGGGGGCAUGAACACCAAGGAGUUCCGGGACCGCUGGGGCGGGGAAGACUGGGAGCUGCUGGACAGGAUCCUCCAAGCAGGCCUGGAAGUGGAACGUCUCUCCCUCAGGAAUUUCUUCCAUCACUUCCAUUCCAAGCGAGGCAUGUGGAACCGCCGCCAAAUGAGGACACUGUGACCCUGUGGGUGGCCCGUGGACCCCAGGCUUCCUGUUCCUUGGUGGCAGCUCCCCAUGCCCCUGCUCGCUUCUCGGGACAGGAGGGGCAGGGUGGUGGUUGGGCCCCAUGGGCCUCAGGGCUGACACCCCUGCCCUGGGAGGGCUCCUCUCCACCGCUGGGCCUCUGGAAGGGAGGACUUUGCGGAGAAGCCAGGAGGGCCGCUGUCUCAGCCGACAGGUGGAGCAGCUCCUCAGGAGAGGCCUCUCGAGAAUGCCGAGAAGGCGCGUCCCAGCGUCCACGCUCACAAGGAGUGCUGAUCUGAACUGUACACUCUCUGUCAACCGUAUUUUAUUGGGGUGGGUUAACUAAAAAACAAAACUGCUGUGCAGACACAGCAUUAGCUAUGCACGGGGUGAAGCUGUGCACUGAGGAGCCGUCGCACUUGCAGACCUCAGACCCCUCCUGUGCAGAGGUGCAUCCCUCCGGCCAUGUCCCUUCCCGAGGGCUGGCCCCACAUGGAGCAGGCUCGUGCCUUCGGAGACACGCAUCUCUCCUGGUAGCCACCGGACAGCUGGCCGCCAGUUAGGGCAUUAACCUCUCCCAGGCGGUGCUCACUGCAACCCAGAGACAGGCCCGGCGCACUCCCCGGUGCGCACGGAGGUUGGGAGGUGGGGAACUGCGGGCCGGGCUCGCCAUGCCCCGGCGUUGGGCAUGGAGCCAUGCGGGCUUAGCCUCCAGCCACCCUUCCUAUCGCCUGAUGGUCCCGUGUUCUCUUGCACUAAUAACCCCGGUGCUUCUGUGGCUGGGGAUGUUUCUACUGAUGCCGCUGCCUCCGCCGCUGCUGCGAACGCACCGUGGUGCAUUGGGCACCUGGGCCUUGAACUCCAGGCUCUGUCCAGGGGUGAGCACAGGGCUCCUGCUGCGAGGAAAGGCUCGUGGAAGUUGUGCCGGGGCCCAGGGCACCGGUCAGCUGAGCCCACACUCCAGGCUGCGACAGUCUGAAUCCCAGCAUUUGGAGCCACAGGGUCUACCCAGUGGGCUCUGCGUUCACCAAGAGCAUAAGCGUGGCAGACAAGAGGAUGGAGCCCGUGAUGAACCUUCUGGGGAUCUGGGAGAAUUGGUCUGCCUCUACAAAAUCAGGAAGGACAAAGACUUUGCAGUUAAUAGGUCAUGGCUCACAAAUGCCAUAUCUGCUCCCUGGCUACAGCUUUCUCUGGUCCCGGCUCAGGCCUCCUGCCCCCUGGCAAGGGCCUGUGGGAGCAAGCUGGGGCUGCAGUUGGCAAGCUAGGCUACUGGGGUUCUUCCUGGGGCCCAGCAUUCCUGGGCAUCUCGCUGGAAGGCUGGGACCGCCUGAGCAGCCUUCUUGCUUCACUGGCAACCAGGAGCCAGCCCAGCCUUCCUACCCUGCCCACCGCCCCUCUGUCCCUGGCUAGUGCCUUGUGUUUGAUGUUUGUUACCUCUUCACCAUCUGCCUUAAGGGGAAGGGCUUGGCGCAGCCCCUACUUUGCAGGGAAACGCCUUGGGUCAGGGGAGGGAGUGCGAUUGGGGAGGAGCAUUAAAUAUAGCAUCUUCUGGCCGGGCGCGGUGGCUCAAGCCUGUAAUCCUAGCACUCUGGGAGGCCAAGGCGGGCG